This is a messenger RNA of Synchiropus splendidus (mandarinfish), 2102 nucleotides long. RefSeq names its product major facilitator superfamily domain containing 11 (gene mfsd11). NCBI's taxonomy places the organism in Eukaryota, Metazoa, Chordata, Actinopteri, Syngnathiformes, Callionymidae. The transcript has 15 exons. The record is from RefSeq and is a predicted model, not a curated record. The coding region runs from base 277 to 1635 and encodes 452 amino acids.
AUUCACCACGGGAGUAAUGGAGCUAAAAGCUAAGCUAACUAGUGACGUCAGAGUCAGCUGACUUCCUCACAUGACUCACUGACGCGUUCCUGUUGUCUUCAGCGGGUUCUGUCGAGAGACCAGCAGCUGCCACCGUCAGGUCGCUUGACUGGACCGAACCGAAGAAAGUAUGCGGCUUGUAGAACCCAAAACUGCGCAGUGACGUCAGUAGUUCAACUUUAGCGGCCAGUCACUCUUCAACCACGCACUGCCUCUGUGACCGACGAAGCCGGUGCCAUGGAUCCAGAGAAGAAGAAGCUCCUGAACAUCGUUGUCCUCGGCGUCGGCUUCAUGUUCAUGUUCACAGCAUUUCAGACGUGCGGGAACAUAGAGCAAACGGUUAUCAAGAGCCUCAACACUACCGAGUUCCAUGGAAGCGGCUACACCAGCAUGGCAAUCAUCUACGGUGUCUUCUCGGCAUCGAACCUCAUUGCUCCGUCGGUGGUCGCCGUCGUGGGCCCUCAGCUCUCUAUGUUCUUCAGUGGGCUUCUCUACAGUGCCUACAUUGCCGUGUUCAUCUACCCACUCACUUGGACCUUCUACACAGCUUCAGUUCUGGUCGGGAUUGCAGCGGCAGUCUUGUGGACGGCGCAGGGAAACGUUCUCGCCAUCAACUCCUCGGACACCACAAUCGGACGCAACAGCGGAAUAUUCUGGGCUCUUCUUCAGUUCAGCCUGUUCUUUGGAAAUCUCUACAUCUACUGCUCGUGGCAUGGCCACGUUCACAUCACAGAUAAAGAUCGCCAGAGCGUCUUUGUCACUCUGACUGUCAUCAGCCUUGUUGGCUGCUUCCUCUUCUUCCUCAUUCGUAAAACCGUCUCAGAGUCUGGGGCGUUGGACGAUGGCGAUGCUGCCCCUGACUCAUCUGAGGACAGUAGCACGUCCAGUGUGCCUCUCCCUGGCCUCUGCUCACAGGCUCUGGACGCCUUUGUGAAGGCGGGAAAAGUUCUGGUCACUAAAGAAAUGCUGCUGCUUAGUCUGGCCAGUGCCUACACGGGGCUGGAGCUUACCUUCUACAGUGGCGUGUACGGGACGUGCAUCGGUGCCAUGACCCGUUUUGGCCAAGAUGCGAAAAGUCUGAUCGGCAUCUCAGGCAUUUUCAUCGGUCUGGGAGAGAUCUUAGGAGGGGGCAUCUUUGGGAUGCUGAACAGGUGUAACCGCUUCGGCAGGAAUCCUGUGGUUCUGCUGGGCCUCAUCACACACUACCUCGCUUUCUACCUGAUUUUUCUGAACAUCGCGAGCGACGCUCCCAUCGCCCCAGAGGAGGGGACCCAGCUGGAGGCCUACAUGGAGCCCAGUGUGGCAGUGGCGCUGAUCUGCAGCUUCCUACUCGGCUUUGGUGACAGCUGCUUCAACACUCAGCUGCUCAGCAUCAUCGGCUUCAUGUUCCGAGAGGAGAGCGCCCCGGCUUUCGCUAUCUUCAAGUUCAUCCAGUCCAUCAUGGCGGCAGUGGCCUUCUUCUACAGCAACUUCCUGCUCCUGCACUGGCAGCUGCUGGUUCUGGUUUUGUUUGGCUUCGCUGGAACCGUCACUUUCUUCAUGGCCGAGUGGGUGGCUGUGGCCGGCCGGAGGGCGUUUGAAUACGACACCAUCUGACCUGAAGUCGAGGAGUCGGCCACCGAGUCAAGUCAGUUUUGCCUGUUGACUGAACUGCUGACUCACGUGAAGUUCACCUGAGGUUCAGCGUGUUUUACUGACACGCUCACUCAAUCAUACUCACUCACAUUUCGUCUUGGUUAGGAAUAUCUCACUCAAACUUCUGGAGGGAAACUCAAGUGGGCGGAGUCACAAGCUUGUCUGUGUCAUGUUUUCCUGUCGUCACCUUCUGAGGCUGGUUCUCGUGGAAAAAGUUGCCCUCCAUCAUCGGUGCAGGUGUUUGGGGUGGGUCUCUGUGGAGCCUCUGCUCUGUCCUGGAUUCUCAAAGGUUCUGGUCUGGAGGUUUUACCAAAAGGGAUGUGUUUUUGGAAUCUGCUUGUGAAUCAAAUUUUGAAGGGAAAUUUUGAUUUUAUACUUGAAUGAUGGCAUUUGUAAUUUUUAUUCUGAAUAAAAUGUUUUCUUCUGUU